Ruditapes philippinarum (Manila clam) is the source of this 609-nucleotide messenger RNA. RefSeq lists its product as uncharacterized. The record is from RefSeq and is a predicted model, not a curated record. The transcript has 6 exons. Gene Ontology annotation, molecular function: calcium ion binding. NCBI's taxonomy places the organism in Eukaryota, Metazoa, Mollusca, Bivalvia, Venerida, Veneridae. The coding region runs from base 95 to 520 and encodes 141 amino acids.
CGUGUUCCUAGAUGACACUGGAGGGCACCGUCUGAUAUAUAUAGACUCCGUUCAGCAAUCUGUGUCUUGACACUAUUCAAACUGCUCCAGAAUCAUGAAGGUGUUAGCACUCUGCUUAUCUUUGGUUGGCUGUGUGUUCGGAGUGACACACAAUGAUUUGGCUACGAUCGUCAAUAUGGUGAUUGCAGACACCGACGUAGAUAUGGACGGUUUCAUAUCGGAGGCUGAACUAGCUAAUGAAUUUCAAAAUAGAUUUGACGCUAAUAAUGAUGGUAUAAUACUUAAGAACGAGUUUAUCCAUGGCUGGACAACAAGAUACGGUGAUAAACAUCACCACACCGACAUUUUUUUUGACAAUAUCGAUUUAAACGGAAAUGGCAUGAUUGAUUUAUCUGACAUCGAGGGAAAUAAGGUCCUUACAGAUACAGACGCUGAUGGCAUGGUUUCUGUUGAGGAAUACAAGGCAUUUAUCAUGGCGAAACAUCCUUGUGGAGAUCAUGGAUUGGAUUGCACAGCUUAGUUGGAGUCUCAUCAAAAUGCUUUGAGUUAUAUUCAACGAAAAUAUUCAAAAAAAAAGAGUUUUUUUUUAUAUUAAAAUACGUCUUCUUA